Molecule: messenger RNA, 1805 nt
Organism: Pocillopora meandrina
Lineage: Eukaryota; Metazoa; Cnidaria; Anthozoa; Scleractinia; Pocilloporidae
Source: the annotation of a GenBank genome assembly
AUGGACAAUGACAUCGUUGGAUGUUUCCUGAAUCUAAGCGUAGGUUAUUAUUUUUCUUAAGUGAACAGUGGAGUUUCACUGGAAUCUUUUGCUUUGUAAGUCGACAUUGAUGGACCAGUUUUGUUCUACAGUCACCGGCUUUGCCAACAAGUUGAUCCGUUUGAAUUUGUCGUUUACACAGUGAUUUCAAAAGUUCUUAGCAAGGUGUCAGUAAUGUUUGACAUCUGUUGUCAAGAGUCUGUCAAUGUUCUACCUUAGGAUCAGUUUGGUAUUUAGAUCUGCUUUGCGCUAUGAAGCCGAAGAAAGAGUCCACGGGCAAUUCAUAACUGAUAUGAAAAUUAUAUAAAACUCCCCCACUGGUUUCAGGUUCGUAUUCGCGACCUGUAGCACUACCUCAGUAGCCAUGAUGAUAUUUUACGACUUCAAAAAAAAAUACCACACAUUUAUUUAAUAUUGACACAAGGAGAAGUGAUUGCAAUAACUCUCGAUUACCUCUUUAUUUUUCAAAGCAGAAAUGAAACUUUCCACAUCUUCUAAAUUGAAUUCUGAAGUUUUUUUUUUUUAUCAAGAGCUAAUUUUUCAUUUUUGUUCUGCAAUCUUCAACAAUAUACCUGUGGGUUUACUCAAGAGCACCUGUUCUGGCUCGUCCAUAUUUUUUUCAUAGUCGUGUGAUAUUUAUCUUAGGUGUUAUGAUAUUACGGCCCGCCUAGAACCGCGACGACAGUCACAUCGGCCCGCCCUGAACCGCGACGACAGUUAGAUGUAGUAUAUAUUCAUUCGACAAAUAUCUCGUCUACAACGCUGCUCAUUUGAUUGCCAUGUCCCUUUACGAGAAAGACUGUUCCGAUGUGCCUCCUCCAAUAUCACUUUCGUUCCUUACGACGGUCAUUUCCUUCGUCCUGUUUUUCUUUAUAGUGCCCACAAACUUUCUCAUCUGCUGGGCGGUGUACAAGCAGCGACGAAAACUGCUGCGAAAUGCGUUUAACUGCUUGGUAGUCAAUUUGGCAUUUGCCGACCUCGUUGUUGGCCUUAUCGCGCUGACGAUAUCUACCAAUGUUCACCUGCUGGAGGCAUUAACAAAUCAUCCCGACUUACCAGUUCUUGCAGUGGCUCACGUAUCGUAUUUCAUCUGCUGCUCGGCAUCAACUCUCAGUCUCACAGCAAUGGCUGUCGAUCGUUACAUCGCUGUGGCGCGUCCAGUUAUCUACAGGAACAAAAUACGCCCAAGCCAUGCGCUCGCUGUAUCGGUUUGCGUUUGGAUUGUAUCCAUUUCCCUGCCGUCAGUGCUGUAUUUCGAAAUAGGAUUCAUUAAAUAUGCCUUUGUUUUCGCCAAUAUGGCAAUCUUUGCGACCGUAAUUAUAUUUUUCUUCUCGUACAUCUCCGUGUAUCACAAACUUCGUACACAGUUUCAGGUGUCGUCGCAUCUUCAUUCCGGCAUGAACUUUGAAAGCGCCAAUAAAAGGGCUCUUGAACAGGAAAAGCGCAUAGCGAAGACAUUCGUGCUCAUACUCGCUGCAUACCUCAUCUGUUAUACCCCUUCGUGCGUGAUUAUCUACACUUUGAACUUAUGCCACAGUUGCAGCUGCAUUACGAUUCAUUGGCUACGAGAUCUUCAGUAUGUUUUCAUCUGGCUAAACUCAAGCCUCAAUCCUUUUCUUUAUUCUUGGCAAAUUCCAGCCUUCAGAGAAGCUGUUUUAGACAGUAUGCCUCUUAAAAGAAGGAAGAGGUUUGAACCAAGUUGCUCCUGGCCAGUCGUUAGAAAUGAUCGAGGACAAUUCAAUCCUUCGAGCGAGAGUAACUAUCUC